This is a messenger RNA of Alternaria postmessia, 1797 nucleotides long. RefSeq lists its product as uncharacterized. The transcript has 5 exons. Gene Ontology annotation, biological process: transmembrane transport. Gene Ontology annotation, molecular function: transmembrane transporter activity. Lineage: Eukaryota; Fungi; Ascomycota; Dothideomycetes; Pleosporales; Pleosporaceae. The record is from RefSeq and is a predicted model, not a curated record. The coding region runs from base 1 to 1797 and encodes 598 amino acids.
AUGAUCAGGACAGUCACAACCCAUCACAAUGAGGCCGACAAGAAUUGGGAGUCAUUAUGCAGUACUCCUACCGAUGAAUACAGCGAGCAGCCCAGUGCAUUUGGAUACAGCCCCACCGGCUUUACUAGAGAUGUUGACAGCGGAUCAGACUCGCUCGAAAAGCCUGCAUUCUCGUACAACACGCGUCCAGUACCUGGCAACACAUUCUUGGUAGCUGGCAAUAUGUCUGAAAGCAACAUCGAAGCGAAGGGCGAGAUGCAGACGCCUGAUAUGUGGAAACCGCAAAAGAAAGAGCUGCUCAUCAUGGUCAGCUUGAGCUUCAUAUCGUUGAUGGUGGCGCUGGAUGCUACAAUCCUGGUCACGGUAUUACCUGUAAUUGCCCAGAAGCUGAACGGUACCGCUGCUGAAGCUUUCUGGACAGGAACGUCGUAUCUACUCACCUCGGCCAUCUUUCAACCAGUCAUUGCAUCAGUCUCCGCUGUCUUUGGUCGUCAACAACUUCUCAUCACCUCGCUACUUUUCUUCACGACAGGUACCAUCCUAUGUUCCGUCGCGGACAACUUCACUACGUUGCUCGGAGGGAGAUGCAUCCAAGGAAUCGGCGGCGGCGGAAUCAUAACGUUGACGCAAGUUAUCUUUUGCGACAUUGUUCCCUUGAGACAGCGCCCGAAGUACUUCUCCAUGGUUCUUGGUUGCUGGAGUAUUGGAUCGAUCGUCGGUCCAGUAGUUGGUGGUAAACUUGUCGAAAGCACCACUUGGCGAUGGGCAUUUCACAUCAAUUACCCGUUUUGUGGAAUCGGCUUCAUUGUAGCAAUCUUCUUCGUCCACCUCGAUGCAACGUCGAAGCUCACGUUUCAGGAGAAACUCAAGCGAGUUGACUGGCUGGGUGCGAUGCUCUUCAUUGGCAGCAUGACAAGCUUGCUCAUUGGAAUAUCUUGGGGCGGUAUUCAACAUCCGUGGGACUCAGCUGCAACACUUGCGCCCAUCAUUGCGGGACUGGUAGGGAUUGCUCUGUUCUUCUUAUGGCAGGUUUACAGGAAGGAGCACACCCUGUUGCCGCUGGCAGUUUUUGGCAGCUGGAGCGCGAUUGCCGCUUUCUACAACUCGCUGAUCAACGGCCUGCUCCUCUUCACCACCUUAUACUACUGGCCGUUUUACGACAUGAGUGUUCGGGGCAGAUAUCCAACUCAAGCAGGUGUUGAUAUGCUGCCUGUCUGCCUCCUCACAGUGCCUAGUUCUGUCGCAGUUUCAGUUUUGACGUCGCGCCUAGGACGAUUUCGAUGGGCAAUCUGGGGUGGUUGGGUCAUCACUACGCUUGCUUGCGGAUUGCAAAUCCUUCUCGAUGUGGAUUCGACAACUGUGAUUACCUCAGUGUUCCUUGCCGUCCUUGGUAUUGGCAUGGGCAUGGUACUUACAAGCCUCAAUGUUGGCAUCCAGGCUAUUUCCAAGCCGGAAGACGCGGCGAUGGCCGCAAGUAUGUACGGCUUUCUCCGAAGUCUAGGAAUGCCGCUCGGUGUUGCCCUCGCAGGAACCAUUUUCUCGAACUCAAUGUCAGACAAACUUUCUGAGCUUGGUCUGCCUACAUCGAUCGCUCACGACUCCGAGCAAUAUAUCUUCGUCCUACGUACUAUGGCCGAUUCUCCCCAGAAGAGUGCCAUCUUAUCGUCGUAUAUGAAAGGUUUCGAUUCGGUCUUCAUCAUGACCACAGCUGUUUCCGCUAGCGCCCUAGUCGUCAGCUUGAUCAUUAGAAAGUACAGUAUGGAUAAGAUUCUUCUCGCGCAAUUUUCCGCGCGAUGA